Molecule: messenger RNA, 9520 nt
Organism: Ciona intestinalis (vase tunicate)
Lineage: Eukaryota; Metazoa; Chordata; Ascidiacea; Phlebobranchia; Cionidae
Biological process (GO): morphogenesis of an epithelium; negative regulation of transcription by RNA polymerase II
Cellular component (GO): nucleus
Molecular function (GO): RNA polymerase II cis-regulatory region sequence-specific DNA binding; DNA-binding transcription factor activity, RNA polymerase II-specific
Source: RefSeq, a predicted model, not a curated record
AUAUACAAUAUUCUGAACUAUACAGUCUUAUAUAUCUUAUGUACAACACAAAACUAUACGUAUGAAUUUUAUUCCUGUAUACUGAAGCUACUUUGCAUAAUUAUUCGAACAUAGUUACAUGACAGCAAAUCGACAGUUACUAUUGUUAAAACAUGCUAUGAAUAAAAUUAUAUGGAAAAUAGGUCUAUUAAAAAAUUGUUCUUAACCCCGAGCGCUAUACAUAAACAUAUCUCGGUUUAAAACAAACAGAACAACCUAAAAUGGUACGUGAAAAUAUUAAGAUCGUAUACUAUACACAACAAAGCAUACCCCCACUUCUAAAUGUUUACCGUAAAACAAAAAUACAAUAUCGCUAAUAUAAUCUUCAGUCGUUAAUCGUAUCGGACUUUUCCAAACAAAAUAAAUCUUACAGCGUAAACAUAAGGCGGGUCGUGAAGUCGGAAAACGUGUCGGGAUUUUCCGUAAACCGCCCUCGGAGAUCAGCGAUAAUACGUUGUUCGGCUUCAUAUGUUGAUACCGCAGUCAGUGCACGUUUAUUCCGUGGACGGAAAAUGUUCACGGAAAACCGCCAUGCACAAUUGUUGGCAAAGCAAACGACGCUGAUAUUCGACCACGAUCAAUUUGUACGGUGGUUUGCAAUAGAUAAAUAAUUUGCGUAAUUACGCAAAUGAAUCGUGACAUCAGGUAUUUUAUACUAGCAAACGUCCGUUUAGAUGUUUUUGCUUCACAAAUAAAAUGGUAAACAAAUGAGUCAUAUUUCGUCUUCUAGGUAACUUGUGUUUUGAGCUUACGUUGCGUAUAUUGUGCAGGGUCACCCUAAUUAUCGUUAGUUUUUUUCAGUCAGAAACCUGAUGUUACCUAACAAACAUUGCGUUUAUCGGAGCAGGUCGAGCGAAAAGGGGGAAUCCCCUCACUCCACCACCACGCUGGCCCCAGUUCGCCAGAACCUCGCGAGAUUUACUGUUCGUUAAUUAUCGACCAGACGCGGGUUACGUUGAAGCAAAUCCUUGACGCCAGUGUUGCCAGCGACUUUUGUGCAGCACUGCGGAAACGAGUGUAGCUUGUGCGAGGCGUAAAGUAUGAAGUUGGGGCUUUGUAAAACAAAAAUGGUGAAAACUACUGGCAACACUGGAGUCAGUUCACCUCACGAUCGCUACGUUCCCCAAGUCAAGGCGAUUAGCAGUAACUGCUCACUCUGCACAUUACAACGUGAAUCCAACAAUAGGCGUGCACCGAAGUAUUUCAUGCGCCAGCAACCCCGCGCUGUGUCCAUCAAGUGUACAUGCGGAGCUUCACUCACAAAAGCGAAAACCGCCGUAAUAAGCUUGUUUUCGAAAAUUAGCGGGGUAAGGGGCACAGAUUUCGCUUCUAAAAAAGGUAAUGGGGCUGUGACGUCACCGACGGCUUAGUUCCUUCCAGUGACGUGAUAACGUAUCCCGGAAGACGUAUUUCUCCCAAUCCCAGCCGGACGCAGGAAUCUGGGCCCGAACCCAGGAAGCUCAAAAGCACUAAAGCAUAACGCCUACCGAACAUGGUUAUUACGAGAGAAAAGACCCAGAAAAAAAAUAUUUUUAAAUAAUAAGUUUUCGGGACAACGUUCCUAAGAUGUAUUAACAAAAAAUAAUAAGUCCUGAUAAAUUACAUUUUUGCGGUUUUAUAACAAAGCAAGACUAUUUAAGUAUAGGCAAAAUAGUUAUAAUACCGUAGUCAUAUUUUAAUAUCUUAUGUCAUUUGUAAAUUUUUGCCUCGGGUCAGUCAUACGGAUAGCGCAGUGUAGGUAAUGCCUUUAUACUCUCUCGCUUAGGAGAUUAUACGAUAACCUAAGAACGGUACAGAGCUAAGAAACCAUAACGCUUGCGGUUAAAGCUAAUCAAAACCGCAUAUCCGUAAACAAGUUUUUUUUUAUGUCUAACUAAGACUUAGAUUUAAACUUGUAAAGCUAUAUGAAAAGAAUCGUCGAUGACCGCGAUGUAUAUGUGCACGGGCGAUUUUAUUUUUAGAGCUCGCCGAAUGACCACAUGUGUCGCGAAAGAGCCUGAUGCUACUGCAUAGGAUGACGUGAUAGUUUUAUUCGGGGAACGGGCAAGUGUCUAUUUUUUCUUCGCGAAGUGAGCGUUUUUUCAGUUUUCUUGCCGAGGCGCUUCGCUGGCGUUGCGCGCGCACACCCACUCGUAGCGUACGUGCAGCCAUUCUUUGGUUACGCGCAAACGUACGGGCACACGCACGUUGCGGGCACAGACGAGACCUGGCGCACUUAAAUACGCUCGCGCUUCAACGAAACAUUGUCAAACCAAAUCUGCUUACAGUGUCAGCAUAGGUAGUAAAAAGAAAGUAGUAUGCUGGCUAUACAAUCGACUAUUAUUAAUGUAUUAAUCUAAUCUACUAGCUGUCAUAUAUAGAUCACGUCUUAAUUGAUGGAGUGUGACUAAACGAAUUUAUUUUAUCAAAAUCAGGUUCAAUUUUGGUUAGAUGAAGUCAACUAGGCUGUAGAGUAUCCCCACCAAAUUAGAUUCAGUUGUGAUGUCAGUUUGUUUCGACGCACAUCAACAUCACGUCGCUACGAUAAUGAACAACGAUAUGACGCUUUUAAGUGGCCACAAACAAACCAUGUUUAACCAGCAGUCAGGGAGCCAGGACAAAUGGAGCAGCGUGUCGCCCAACUCACCUGACAAGGAUAUCAUGGAGCAUCUUAGAAAAGGAACAGAUUUUUCAUGUUUCGCCUCUUCAAAUGAUGUGGAAUUUUCCUCCGGGGUGGAAGGGAAGGAAAAUGGCUCAAAAGGCAAAAGCGGAGGACCGUUCUCUCCAGAAGACCUAUUCAAACCAAACCAAGAUGAAAACUCGACAAGCACGAGCGAGAUUUUCUCGAUGUCAUCGCCAGAGAGCCUUAGCAAUUUCUGUAAUGUUAAAUCCGCAGUCGCAGUAGCACGUGCUGCUGCCACGUUGCUGGAGUCCAAGUCCAGUGAAGAGGAAAAUUACGACGAAUCACUUAUGAACACUGGCUCAUCUGCAAGGUCCGCGAGCCCAGGAACGAACGAUGACUUGUCCGACAGGGAUUCGAACCCAGAGAAAGACGACAUGUCGAAAGAUAUCAAGGACGCGGUCAGUCAAGUGCUCAAAGGAUACGACUGGACCCUUGUCCCAAUGCCAGUGCGAAUGAACGGGUCACAGAAGACAAAACCUCAUGUCAAGCGGCCAAUGAAUGCAUUUAUGGUGUGGGCACAGGCGGCCAGAAGAAAGUUAGCUGACCAGUAUCCACACUUACACAACGCUGAACUCAGCAAAACACUCGGGAAACUUUGGAGGUUAUUAAGUGAAACCGAGAAAAAGCCGUUUGUUGACGAGGCCGAACGACUUAGGAUCAAACACAAAAAGGAUCAUCCUGACUACAAAUAUCAACCUCGUCGAAGGAAAAGCAGCAAAACCGCAUCGGGGGUUGGCGAAGGCACCCAAGGUGCUCAAAAUCAAAGCUUGAAGCAACAGAGCGGCAAAGUUAGGAAGCAAGACUCGCAAAGUUCGGACGAAUGCCAAGGAGUACAGCAGGCACUGGUUGCCAACCCAAUUUCAGGCAAACAGCAGUCUAAACAGCAACUGUCGAGCCACCAUUCACCGCAGAGCGUCUGCCACUCACCCAGCAACCAGUCCCCACCACACCAAGGUUCUAUCACCAACAUAUACGAAGUAAUGCACAGAGAACAGCGUGGUUACCAUGAUUCUCCAGAUGCAACUGUACCAUGUUCACCACCGACUGCAAUAAACAUGGACGAGUCGAAAAAGCCGCACUCUACACUUCACUCCCGUAACAGCUCGUUCGGCUCUAAGCAACAGAGGGGUUCAUCCAUCGAUUUGACGUCUGAGUGCUCGUCUCAUUCCAUGCACGGAGUGAUGGACACCAACACACAAGAUAUAAUGGCCAAACCUGGUUUUGAUGUCACUGAGUUCGAACAGUACAUGCCCGGUGCCUGUAACCCCGCAGUCGUACGUCAACAUGAAGAGGCUUUCGGCUACUCUUGUAUGGGUGAGCCUCACGCAAAACAAAAGAGAUGCAAUUUCACUGACACCUCCCAAAACAUGCCAAGUCCAGUCGACUGUUCUGUGCAACAGAACCCCAUGUUUUCCCCCAACAAACAAGGUACACCUCAGUACAGACCCAGUAGCUGGGUUGAAGGCUAUGAAACUGGUGUGAUGACGGAGGCCAGCGUUUCUCCGAACGCAAGCAUGGACCAGCAGUUCAGUCAGCCAGAAAAUUUUUCCUACGACAGCGUGACCUCAGCAUGCUCACCGCUGCAAUCAUCCUCUGUGACGUCACAAUCCGGAGAGUUUAACACGUACUCAAUGAACCAAAGCUCCCCGCACUCGUGCGCUGAGUUGCCAGUUAAAAAGGAACAAAUUUCACCGAUUCAGCAGCACUUCUUCCCUCACGUUCCUCCAGCAACAAGAUUCCAAUGCUCUGAGCUGCAUAAAGCAGCUGAUGUUGCCCCACAGCCAUACCAAGCGUAUUUCGAUGCUAAUAUACAGCGGGCACCGAUGGAAGACACUAUGGUGGACCAACGAGCUGACGCAUUGUAUCAUCACAAUGCUUAUGACCACAGCGGUCCUUUCCCAAACAUGCACGGUAGAUUUGAUGCUUGUAGCGCAAAGCAGCAAGAAAUGAACCUUGAUUCGCCGACCCGUUGCUCUCCGGACCCACCACGCCCUUUUGAACACGCAGCUUACGACUCAAAUAUCACUAAUCCACUACAGCGCCGUUUUUCACUGCCCUUGAUCCCACAGAACCAACAGCAAGGCGGAGCAAACCCAGCCUAUAGACAUUUUGGGCACAGCCAUAAUCAAAGCCUCGCCUCUCAUUACCCAAAGCCAAACGAACGGCAGCAAUUGUACUCUGCGCCUGAAGGUUUCUCCUACCCCCAUAACCAGCACUAUAACAUGGCCCAGCAGCAGCAAAACUGGCCUUUACCGAGCACCAGUGCUGAGGUGUUUUCGCCGCCGCAUUAAACAAUAUAAUUUAAUUGUUUCUUUUAAUUUAUUUCCGUUACAUUUUUUCUUGGUAUUGUUGACUAUCUACUGUGCACUUAUCGCUUUCCGCCAAGUCUAAAUCCCAUAGUUAUCCCUCGCUCUUACGUCAAACGUUCCAAGUGUACACUAUUCUCACAGUGCGUGUGUCUUGUACGUCUGGCAAAAAUCAGAAAAUAAUUUAUCUGGCUUUGGCCGAUUGAGUGGCACUGGUAGUUGUGUGUCAGUCGGUCGACAGCCACUUUAUCGCACGAAAUGUACAAUAGAUAUCAGACGUGUUACAAAACAUAUACCCCCUUUUUAGCUUCACCCGUAAUAUGCAAUUUUCCCAAAGUGCCCUUCUAGCAGAAACCGCCUUUAACGUUCCAAAUCUGUACAAAUAAACCUUCCUUUCACGCUCAAUAGGCUUGAUGUAUUUUCUAUCGCAUGCACUCGGUGUAUUUAAUUUAAACGAGUGCACAAACCGAAUAUAAGCGAGAGAUUUGGUGCCUUUCAAUUUUGUUUUCAUAAAAUUAUAAUUUUUAGCGUAUUUUUCUACGUUAAUAAAAACAAACGAGUAAUUGAAUCCGGUUUGGUGAGAUUUCAAUUCAGUAGAAGCAGCUUAAUCUUAUACCAAGGCAGAAAAGGCAGCUUAGACCACAACGCAACCUUAGGCUACGAUGGCGAUCGGGUCGAGAGAAAAUACAAGCGGCAAAAAUUCUCGGCAGAUUAAGUGCACAGCCCAAGCCUCGUAAUUGAAUAAUACACGCGCGACCAACAAUAUAAUCUGAAAAUCCAUCUAUGGGUCUUCGAGUGGCCGCCUUUGAAUUGGAUGUUAUUGUAGGACGUGGUACAGGCUUUCGGCAAGCUUAAGUCAGUUGCGGUAUCUUCAGCAGCACUUUAUUGACGAAAGUUAAGGCCAAAAUGCGGCGGUGUGCUGAUCAUAAGUUUUGAAAUAAAGCGACUUAAAAUUGCUGUGAAAAUAUUCUACGAGAGCGCUGAUCCGGAGAGAGUGAGGAAAAAAGUGAAGCAGAGAGAGAGAGAGCCCAAUAAGAGAGAACACAUACCCGGUGGGCCUAUUACAUCAUGACCUAAAAUAUCUGUGAGCUGCACUGACCCCUGACAGGUGAAGAACAAAGACACACCACGCGAAAAUUUUCAUCACCGGUUUGGACUUGGUGCCACAACCGAAUCCUCGGCAGCUUGUGCGCUGCUGACAACCGAGAUGUGCAUACUGUACAACCGCAUUACCGUCCCGUGAAAGGUACGGAACCUUGUAUUAAUUAGCAGUCUGAGAUAAUCAUGGCAUUGGUCUAUUGUUCCAGUUGUCCAUCGUCCUGGAUAAGCCAACUACAACGUCGAGUAAUCGCCACAUCUGAGCCUACUGGUUAAGCCGACCGCGGCCGCGCGCGAGUUUUUUCAAUUACUCGGAAAAUUAAACGCUAAAAAUUUGUAAUCACUGACUUGCAAACUACUAUUAUUGCUCCGAAGCUGAGUAUAGGCGGUAAAGUAAUUGCUGGAGCAUGAAGUGCGGUCGCUAGAUAUUAAAACCAAGCGAAAUAAUGAGCGGAAACAUUGGUUGAAAAUAAGCGCUAACGAAGGGUCACACAUAAUAAUUGCUGCUAAAAACAAUGGGAAAAUUAAAUAUAAAAACUGGGAAUACAAUUAAGACUAUAGCGGUCGGUAAAAGGGUAAUAAUUUAGUGAAGGGCCUAAUCUGAUCGUAUGAAGCGACCAACUUUUCGUUUGGUGUUUUAGGAGGUUUAAACGUUUUAGGAUUACACCAUGUUCCUGCAUUGUCUUUUCGGGUUGCGGUGAUUUAUACAGUGUCCUAAUUACAAGAUUAUGGAGCUGAGUCAGACGAUAAGCGAUUGACUCAUUGUUUUUCUACCGAACGUUUUGCCUGAAACCAAAGUUACCGCUGGGUAUAAAAAUACUCUCGUUACUUUGCGUGUAACCAGAGCAGCAAUUGAAGAAUAUUCCGCCGUUUCCGGGCAAAUUACACGUUUCUUGUCUGCCCUUAAUUCCGGCACAUCCGAAUGAAGUGACUGCGGUGCAUAAGAGAUCAUAAAGCGAGCAUCAGCCAGCGAUUUUAGGGCGAAUGUCACGGAGAUCGGGGUAUCAAUGGGAAGUAGUCGGCUCCAUAAUCCGCGCGUGCAUAUUCCGGCGUAUUGGAGGCGAAGCCAACCGCAAAAUGACGUAUGACAAACACCGGUGUCAUUUACCAUUCGCGCCUCUCGCUUUUCUGUGCUACGUCAUACUCAAAAGAGUGAUAAUACAGCGGCUACGGCUGAAAAAUCAGAGCGUUUUUUCCCUGAAAACACAUGUUUCGUUCGAAACCUCUCGGCCAAUAGCAGCGCCCGGCGAUGAUGUCAUAUCUAUUUCGAAGGCGCGAUCGAAUCGCGAUCGCUCCGCUUGAUCGGCGCUGUGGUGAUGGCAGGCAUCUACCGGAUACUGGGAACAGAUAUCUGUCACAGCAACUAAUUCGACCAAAUCUUUUCUCACGUGUCUAGGUUAAGGUUUUAAUUAUAUUUUAUAAAAAUCAAACAAACGCAAAGCGCAACAUUAAAAUACUCAUCGGAAAAUACACUCUGCAACCGUGUUUACGUUACGGAGCAUACAACCCCGUCUCCUUACUUGAUCUAAUUCAUUACCAAUAACCUCAUUCAAGUUUGAGAAGGUGCACUGUACAAGCUGUACCACAUCGAUCAAUGUUAUACGAUGAAGGCAUAUUUCUCGCAAACUGCAGAUGCGAGUGUUGAAGACACAGGCCUUCAACCUCAGCAUUACCGCAUUAAGCUACGGGUAAAAACAAACAAGCGUGGUUUUACACAGCCGAUUGCUGCCAGGCGAGCCUUAACACUACAUUCACUAUUUGUUGCUUAGGUUACAUGUACCCCAUCAAACUGAAGCAUAUAUGUACAGCGCAUAGGCCUAAGUUAUUACACAAAUGCAUUAGGCCAGCUUAUACACAUAAACAAUUGGAUUAAAUAACACAUCACAUUCCAUUUAUUUCCAAACAAGCCUACACGUGCGAAAAGCAAUACAAUAAACAUACAACGCAUCUUACUGCGAAAAAGAAUUUACCAGCCACAAAUGCAGUUACAUUACAUUUUGUAACAAUAACACAUUUGACCUAUCACACAAAAUGAGCAUUUUUAAAUGGGUUUGUGUAGUCUCAAGUAGCCAAUGUGUAACGGUUCAUAGAAAACAAUAUUUCCUAUUAUGUCAUAACCCGAAUCAUCAUUUUUUGAACAAAUUGUUCCGUAAACACAACAACAUAAAGGUGCGAGGAUUUGGUCACGCAGCAUCGUGGAAAUCCGAGCCGCUUGAUGACAUCAUCAAUGAAUCUGCCUAUGACGUCAUACAGGCGCGUGGCAUACGGAACGCUGAUGUGUAGUAAACUGUACAGCAGUAAACAAAUACAGAUACGGAGCGUGGAACUAGUUACAAGAGUUAUUUUUGCAAGUAUGAGAACACCUGGUAUGAUUAGAACGGAACAUCAGUGGACUGCUGCCAACGUAUCCCAACUAGGCGUUACUACGAAAUUAACCUGUAAGCUGAUCUGUGGGCCGUCGUGGAGUCAUCAUUUGAAAUUAGCGUUCUCCAUUCGCGCAGUACAAUAGGAUUACGGAGAUCUCGUUUUUUUUUUGUCAUUAUCACACGAAGCAUUAGAGUGGGUGUAAGCUGUUGGGUCUAAACAUGACCAAGUCCGGUCUGUGUUUCCGAUACGGUUUUGCGAUCAUUGUCUUUCUCUACAAUAAGUAAGGUGUUGAAGUUGAAUAUUGAAGAAACUAACUGGCAGCACUGUUUUAUUUACAGCGAUAAGUGACUGUGCAUCACUGAGGCCACGAACUGCAGGCUAGUUGCCUGAGGCGGUGGCUUGCGCCGCAUAAACCUGAUACGAAGUUCCGAUUAUGCCCUCAACUAAACAAAUACAAUUCACCAAACUGACAGAAAGUGUACAAGAAAAAGCCGAUAACCAAGACUCGAAACCCUGUCUUGAAACCAUGUAAAACGUAGAAGCAAAUAAUGUUCGACGCAUUCCAAAACUCGUGACGCUGCCCGGUACUCAAACAUAACUAAUACCCCUCAUGUAAUUCACUGGUUUACAAAAGAUUCUGUAAGCAAAGUACCUUUAUAAAACGUCAAUCAUUAUAACAGGGAUCUAAGCGUGACUUAGGUACAUUUGUCUAAUGAUUAGACUCUAAUCAAUGAAAUAUCAUCCAAAAUUGGUUGCAUAACCAUCUAAACACAUAAUACCCUUACUUUAACGGAGGGAAAUUACGUUUUUUGUACUACAAGUCAGUACACUCCUAAAUAAGCCGCACGAAAUGGCUUAUAUUGAUUAUAUAAUACGCAAUAUACAACCCAAGGGCCUAUAUAUAAUAGGGCCUUGAAAUCUUAUAUAAUAUUUGUGAAAUUCGAAUAGUGUAUUUACUUUUUUAUGAACAGUUUCGUAUAAUGUUUUAGUUAUGUGUCGUUUUUCCUAUUCCUAACCGCUAACUAAUAAAACACACGAUAGAAUGCAA